Linum tenue is the source of this 3966-nucleotide messenger RNA. The record is from the annotation of a GenBank genome assembly. NCBI's taxonomy places the organism in Eukaryota, Viridiplantae, Streptophyta, Magnoliopsida, Malpighiales, Linaceae.
CGAGGCAACAUCCAGAUGCUUAACACCUAAAUGGAACGUUUCGCAUUUCUUCUGCUCUUUGCCUUGGAAUCUUAGCUCUCUGCUACUAAUCUUCUUCUGCUGCUAUUAAAGGCCGCGCCCAAUCGCAAUCAAUGUUCAGUUCAGGGUUAGGGAUUCUGAUCGCGGUGGUUUUGGCGCCAAUCUUCCUGGGGAUAAUGUUUGCCGCCAAUAAUAGCAACAGUAGAACUUUCUCUACUGUGGUAUUGAUUUCGGUCGGUCUGUGCGGGGUUGUUGGCAGCUUACUCUACUAUAUGCUUCCGAGAAAGCGUCGCGAUGGAGCGGCGGUUUCUGACGAAGACCAUGCGGCGCACCAUCGGAUAGAUUACUCUGUAGAUUCGGCUGCCAAGGGUUGCGGAACAAGUAGCUGCUUCGUCGCGAACGACGGCGGCAGUGGUAGUGAUCAUAGUAAUCGCGGCAGUGUGAGAUCGGCUUCCACCAUAGGGUUUGGUGACGGGAAUUCGGGUGAUAUUGAUGAGGAUCUUCACAGCCGGCAGCUUGCUGUGUAUGGACGGGAGACCAUGCGGCGGCUUUUCGCUUCCAAUGUGCUUGUGUCCGGGAUGAAUGGGCUUGGGGCUGAGAUUGCCAAGAACCUGAUCCUUGCUGGUGUGAAGUCUGUAACGUUACAUGAUGAAGGACUUGUGGAGCUGUGGGAUUUGUCAAGUAACUUCGUUUUCUCUGAGAAAGAUGUUGGCAAGAAUAGAGCCCUUGCUUGUAUACAGAAGUUGCAGGAGCUCAACAAUGCUGUUGCGGUUUCUGCAUUGACAACAAGUUUGGCUAAGGAACAACUCGCUGAUUUCCAGGCUGUUGUAUUUAACAAUACAGGUCUCGAGAAAGCCAUGGAAUUUGAUAACUUCUGCCACAAUCAAAAACCGUCUAUUGCUUUCAUUAAGUGUGAGAGUAGAGGCCUCUUCGGUUCUGUAUUUUGUGACUUUGGACCUGCAUUCACUGUCUUUGAUGUUGAUGGAGAGGAACCACACACCGGCAUUAUUGCAUCCAUCAACAAUGACAAUCCAGCACUAGUAUCAUGCGUCGAUGAUGAGAGGCUCGAGUUUCAGGAUGGUGAUACUGUUGUUUUCUCUGAAGUUCAUGGGAUGACUGAACUGAAUGAUGGAAAACCAAGGAAGAUACGAAAUGCUAGGCCAUAUUCAUUUACACUUGAAGAGGACACCACAAAAUUUGGUGCAUAUGUGAAAGGUGGCAUUGUCACCCAGGUCAAGCAGCCAAAGCUAUUGAACUUUAAACCAUUAAAAGAGGCACUUAAAGAUCCCGGAGAAUUUCUUUUGAGUGAUUUCUCCAAGUUUGAUCGCCCACCUCUCCUCCACUUAGCAUUUCAGGCGCUAGAUAAAUUUGUUUCUGAGCUUGGUCGCUUUCCUGUUGCUGGUUCAGAAGAUGAUGCCAAAAAAUUUAUACAGUUAGCUGCUGAUAUGAACCAGGGAUUGGGGGAUUGGAGAGUGGAAGACAUUAACCCCAAACUUCUGCGACACUUUGCCUUUGGUGCUAGAGCUGUGUUAAAUCCUAUGGCAGCAAUGUUGGGUGGUAUUGUGGGUCAAGAGGUUGUCAAGGCAUGCUCUGGAAAGUUUCAUCCUCUUUUCCAGUUUUUUUAUUUCGACUCAGUGGAGUCACUUCCUACAGAGGAUAUUGAUUCCAGUCAGUUAACCCCAUUGAACAGCCGCUAUGAUGCACAAAUAUCUGUCUUUGGGUCCAAGCUUCAGAAGAAGCUAGAGGAUGCCAAGGUGUUUUUAGUUGGAUCUGGUGCACUAGGCUGUGAAUUCUUGAAGAACCUAGCACUUAUGGGAGUCUCGUGCGGUGAAGAAGGAAAACUCAUUGUAACCGAUGAUGAUGUGAUUGAGAAGAGUAAUCUAAGUAGGCAGUUUCUUUUCCGUGAUUGGGACAUUGGUCAGGCCAAAUCUUCCGUUGCUGCUUCUGCUGCUGCAUUAAUAAAUCCUCGUCUCAAGGUUGAAGCAUUGCAAAACCGUGUGGGUCUGCAGACAGAAAAUGUAUUUGAUGACACCUUCUGGGAAAAUCUGACUGUUGUCAUUAAUGCCUUGGACAAUGUCAAUGCAAGGCUAUAUGUUGAUCAGCGGUGCUUGUACUUCCAAAGGCCAUUACUUGAGUCUGGGACCUUAGGUGCCAAAUGCAACACUCAGAUGGUGAUUCCCCGGCUCACUGAAAACUAUGGUGCUUCACAAGAUCCACCUGAGAAACAAGCACCAAUGUGCACUGUGCACUCUUUCCCCCAUAAUAUUGACCAUUGUUUGACUUGGGCUCGAUCUGAGUUCGAGGGUUUGCUCGAGAAGAUUCCUGCUGAAGUCAAUGCCUAUCUUUCAAAUCCAGUUGAAUACGCUGCGACAAUGAUCAAAGCUGGUGAUGCACAGUCAAGGGAUACACUGGAACAUGUACUCGAGUGUCUUGACAGUGAAAAAUGCGAGACUUUCCAGGAUUGCAUUACCUGGGCACGUUUAAAAUUUGAAGAUUAUUUUUGCAAUCGAGUGAGGCAAUUGAUUUACACAUUUCCAGAAGAUGCUGCAACCAGUACCGGUGCUCCAUUUUGGUCUGCACCAAAGCGAUUCCCUCAUCCUCUUGAGUUCUCUGUUACUGAUCCUAGUCACCUCCACUUCAUUAUGGCAGCUUCCAUACUGAGAGCGGAGACAUUUGGUAUCCCAGUUCCUGACUGGGUUAAGAAUCUUAAGAAGUUAGCAGAUGCUGUUGAACAGGUGAUGGUGCCAGAAUUUCAACCAAGUAAGCAUGCUACGAUAGUUACAGAUGAAAAGGCUACUAGUCUGUCCACAUCACUGGGUGACGAUUCUGCUCAAAUUAGUGACCUUGUGAUGAGAUUGGAAAACUGCAGGCAGCAUCUGCCACAUGGGUUUAGGAUGAAGCCGAUUCAGUUCGAAAAGGAUGACGACACAAACUACCACAUGGAUCUGAUAGCUGGGCUUGCCAACAUGAGAGCAAGAAAUUACAGUAUCCCUGAGGUGGACAAACUGAAAGCAAAGUUCAUUGCUGGGAGGAUCAUUCCCGCCAUUGCAACCUCCACAGCCAUGGCUACAGGUCUUGUGUGUCUAGAGCUCUACAAGGUCCUCGACGGCGGACACAAAAUAGAGGACUACCGCAACACAUUUGCCAAUCUAGCUCUGCCCUUGUUCUCUAUGGCUGAACCAGUUCCGUGUAAAGUCUUCAAGCACCGUGACAUGAGCUGGACUAUCUGGGACAGGUGGGUCCUCGAUGGCAAUCCGACAUUGAGGGAAGUUCUCCAAUGGCUCAGUAAUAAGGGACUCGAUGCCUACAGCAUCUCCUACGAUAAGAGCAUGCUGUACAACAAUAUGUAUGCUGCUCACAGGGAGAGAAUCGACAGAAAGGUGGUGGAUUUGGUUAGGAAAGUAGCUGGGGUGGAAUUGCCUCCAAAACGGCGUCACGUUGAUGUGCUAGUGGCAGCGGAGGAUGAUGAAGGCAACGAUAUUGAUAUCCCACAGCUUUCUAUCUACUUCAAGUAGGCCGAUUCUAAACUGGAAUGGUUUGUCUGGUGAUUUGGAUGCUCUAAUGGCUGGGCAGAUCAUUUCGUGGGAGGUAUGCUUAACUUCGUGUCGAAUGAUGCUUUAUCAGAGUUCUUCUGAAAGGUAAUGUACAAAAGUUGGGAGAUGCAUUCAGUUCCUAAUUCUUCUGGAGUAGAGUGCUAAGGUUGAAGGUUAUGAGUGUCACCUAAAGCGAUACUAAUUCCGGCCCGAAACAUCUUCACUAACUUGAGAUUAACUCAGAGUUACCAUAUUGUCUAUGUUUCUAUCGCCAGUUAGUUUACAGCUUCGUGCGCCUACUUGUAUUGAAUUGUUUUUAAUCACGAUGUGCACUAUAGACACAUUGAUAUUACAGAAAAAGGAGAAUAACCUAUAUAUAUACCAUUUGAUAAAUGGAAAACAUGAUAAUUACUUG